This is a messenger RNA of Kwoniella botswanensis, 435 nucleotides long. RefSeq lists its product as uncharacterized. Lineage: Eukaryota; Fungi; Basidiomycota; Tremellomycetes; Tremellales; Cryptococcaceae. The coding region runs from base 1 to 435 and encodes 144 amino acids. The transcript is spliced from 5 exons. The record is from RefSeq and is a predicted model, not a curated record.
AUGUCAUCAUCGAAAUCCAAAUCUAAGCAUCAAGAAGAAGACCUCAAAGCCAAACGUAAAGCCUACUUAUCAAAAGCUGAUCCAUCCACAAUCGAACAACUGGUAGAUUCGGACCAUCUGGGAAGAGAGCAGUUCAGAGAAGGUGAAUGGAGACCUUCAUGGGCUAAUGUCGAAUUUGAUGAAGAUGCAUGUUUGCAAAAUGUAAUGUUCGUACCUGCAGAUGGUUUUUACGUUCCUGCAGGAAGUAUUUUACCUCUUGGUGCCCAAAUGCCUGAGAUGACUGUACUUCAAUAUGGAGGGUACUUCCCGGAAGGCACUUCGUUCCCAGGUGGAGUGAUGGUUCCCAUGCAUGCCAGGAUGGUCAACAUCUUACCUGAGCAAACUAUCAAACCCACUGUUCCGAUCGCUUCAGAAUCGAUGUGCUCCAUUCAAUAG